AUGCAGAAUGCAAGAAAGGAUGCAAAGCCUGGCAUCGACGAUUUCGAGUAUGCCCUGCAGGCGGCGGUGCUAGAUCGUCUGGAGCCACAUGCAGAUCCCGCCCAAGCCAAGGAGAGGGAGGCUCAAGUGCCUCGGGCACUGGAGCUUGCUGCCGACGUCGUCGCGGCGCUCUUUGAGUACUCAGCAGCACCCGAGGUCUCUGCGGCGGAGACUGACAGGUGCAAGUCGUGGUGGAUGAUCUUUGUGCAGAUCGCAGAGGAGACCACAAAGCUCGUAUCUCUAGGGCAGCUGGAGAAGCUGGUGGAGGUCUUCGAACGCAGCCUCCUGAAGCUGCGAAAGGCGUCGUUGGCUUUGGCGGCACAGCGCCUGAAGGAGUUCGAUGCCAAGCAAGAGGCGGACAUGAAGGCCGCCAAGGAAACCUCUGAGGAGAAAAAGUCUGAAGCCCGCGCAGCAAAAGACGCGAAGGAGCGUGAAACCAAGCGACUGGAUGAGCGAAAAAAGCUGAUCUCCCAGCUCGGUGUCUCUCCGAACGGCCAUGUCUUCCUGACGAUGACCUCGCUGUUGAAACAGCUGAGCUCCCGUCUCGUAGGCUCUUUCAACUGCCGGCUUCGAGCCCGGAUUUCCCUGCUCCUGGAGCGGCUGCUAGCCCUGGAUCACAAGGCCAUUGCUAACAAUCAGAAGACUCGAGCUCAGGACUUUUACACCGUGGACGACUUGGACAUCGAUGUGAAGGUUCUUCCGUACUCUCUGGAUGUUAGCGAGGCCAGCUCUGUGCCAGAGGUAGUGCCGGCGCCGGCAGAGAAGGAGGUGGAUCAGACGCAGUCGGAGCCUGCUCCCGCAGAAGCUGCAGCUGAGGCCGGGACGAACGGCAGCAGUCCGGCCGAGGAGAAGUUCAGCAGUUUGGGCCAUGAUCCGAAGCUCGGGUACAACGACUACACAGGUUUCUGGGCGUUGCAGGAGUCGCUUCAAGUUGCUGAGAAGCUCUUCGAGAAGCCCGAGAACUGGAAGCACUUCCACGGGGCGAUGACGAAGCUGCUGAAGCAGUUCGAGAAGUAUCCGACCUCGGCAGAGCAGCGAGAGCCCUGGACCCCGCCUGAGGCGGCCCCGCAGCGGCAGGUCGCUCGUGCCCGAGCAUUCCGAGUGCAGAUGGACGACCCGCAACUCCGGAUACAAUUCCUGACGCAGGUGCUGAUUGCGUUCCAGGCUCUGGAACAGGACGUGACCAGUCGCAGAGAUCGCCCGGGUGGGCUGAUCUCGACGCAGCCCGACUCGAUCUAUGCUCAGUUGAAGGAGAUCAGGAGCUGCAUCGAGAAGGUGUUGACUCAGACGCGAGCCAGCGUGGGCACCAUGGUCACCCACGUCUUGGCGCGAGAAUCGCAUUGGGUUAACUGGAAGGGCCAGGGCUGUCGUGAAUGGGAGCAUGACAGCCUGGAGAUGCUGACGGGCAAGGUGCAGGAGAUUGAUGCGGUGGGAAAUGCUGUCUCGUUUCCCAAAAGCGACAAGCCCAAGCUGGAAUCCAGCAUCCUCAACCUCCUGAAGGAGGUGAAAGACUUCACGCCACCGGUGGUGCAGAGUCCCCGAAUAGACGGGGAGGGGAACCCCGAACCCUGUGCCCUGGAAAUUCGGAAGCUUGGUGAUCGGGCCUUGGACCGACAUGAGGAGGACGAGGACCCCGCCAAUGGCAUAGAAGACGAGUACAAGGCCAAAUACAACAAGGCCUUCAUGUGGCAGAGCCGAAGGUUGUUCGGCCGACACCACAUCCGCGUCUAUGCCCGGAAAGAAGUUUCCGGCAAGACGGACUUCAUGGACUUCGUCCGCUCUGCUCGGAAUCGGAAUCCUCCUCCGGAGCCGGCGAAGGAGCCCGUUGAAGCCGCGGCGCCCACAGCUGCUGCUGCUGCUGCCACCGCGCCCGCAGCCGCAGCAGCACCAGGGGCCCGGGGCCCUGAAUGA
Molecule: messenger RNA, 1950 nt
Organism: Symbiodinium sp. CCMP2592
Lineage: Eukaryota; Dinophyceae; Suessiales; Symbiodiniaceae
Source: the annotation of a GenBank genome assembly